GGAGAUGACAAGGAGGACUUCCUUCCCAAAAAGCUCGGAGCUCUUCACUGAAGACAAGUCGUGGAAUCACAAGAGGAAUCAUGCAGAAAGCUGACAAAGUGGCAGAGCUGAUCUCAAAGUGCAUGCAGGCCCGGGACAUGGCCUACUGCCCCUACAGCCACUUCCCUGUCGGUGCCGCCAUUCUAACAGCAGAUGGCGCCAUAAUCACAGGUUGCAAUGUGGAGAACGCCUCCUACGGUCUGACGGUGUGCGCCGAGAGGACGGCCAUCCAGAGAGCUGUAGUUGAGGGACACAGACAGUUCACCGCCAUCGCUGUGACAUGUGAUGUCAAAGACCGUUUUGUUGGACCGUGUGGAGCAUGCAGACAGGUUCUCGUGGAGUUUGGAUCAAACUGGACUGUAUAUUUGACUAAGCCGGAUGGAACUUAUAAAGAAACUACGCUCGGUGAACUGCUACCUUUGGCGUUUUCCCCUGAAGACCUCGCUAAGUAGUGAUCACGCUUCCACGGCGUCUUCUGGUGGCCCAAGACAUGUCUGGGAAACAAGCUUCAGUCUCACUCUAUUUCUAUGUAAAUCUCAUUGUUGCCUGAGAGAAAUAAAUCAGAUACUUUUGGGAUCUCCCUUCAAGUCCCCCUUCCCCCUUUAAACACUGAUAAUAUUUUAAAAAGACCAAAAAUUAUGGAAGAAAACGCACUAUGUAGUAAACCAUGUUUUAUUUCAAGUACAUGACUAUAAUCAUACAAUUAAUGCAAUGAAUGUGUGUCAAGUUUCUUUUAAAUUAGAAGUCCAUGAUUAAACAUUUUUGCUUGA
Fundulus heteroclitus (mummichog) is the source of this 809-nucleotide messenger RNA. Its product is annotated as zgc:103586. Bases 81 to 491 code for a protein of 136 amino acids. The transcript is spliced from 5 exons. NCBI's taxonomy places the organism in Eukaryota, Metazoa, Chordata, Actinopteri, Cyprinodontiformes, Fundulidae. Gene Ontology annotation, cellular component: cytosol. The record is from RefSeq and is a predicted model, not a curated record. Gene Ontology annotation, molecular function: cytidine deaminase activity; zinc ion binding.